ACGGUGUCGUGCGCUCGCAUCGCCACGCAGGCAGACGAGCUGGGGAUCAGCGUCGGCGAGGAGAUUACCGUGAUCGAGGUCUACGACGACGGCUGGGGUCUGGCCAUGAACGGCCACGGCGAGCAGGGCAUGAUCCCGAUGAACUUUUUG
Messenger RNA from Polychytrium aggregatum, 150 nucleotides. RefSeq lists its product as uncharacterized. Gene Ontology annotation, molecular function: protein binding. The annotation marks the transcript as partial. The record is from RefSeq and is a predicted model, not a curated record. NCBI's taxonomy places the organism in Eukaryota, Fungi, Chytridiomycota, Chytridiomycetes, Polychytriales. The transcript has a single exon.